Messenger RNA from Schistosoma mattheei, 566 nucleotides. The record is from the annotation of a GenBank genome assembly. NCBI's taxonomy places the organism in Eukaryota, Metazoa, Platyhelminthes, Trematoda, Strigeidida, Schistosomatidae.
GGAAAUGGUAUCUAUGGGCUUUAAAUCAAAUUAACAUCUUCUAUAAAUCCAAUUUAUGCACUCUAUUAUAUUAUGAUUUAUAAUCCUAUACAUAUUCAUCUUACAUAGCAACUUAUUCAAAAUAGAUUAGAGUUGUUAUGACUUUAACAACUUUAUUAGCUGGAUAUAAAAUUCAUAGUUUAAAUUUUCAACCUAAUAAGGAUAUAAUAUCAUAUGUGACAAUUUUAUUGUUACUAUGCUGUCAUGCAAAUACUGAUAACCCUAUAAAUACAACUAAUAAUGAACAUCAAGAAAAGACUUUAUUGAAUUUAACAUUAUUAUUAAAUGAUAGUGAUCAAUUAAAUAAUAAAAAGUUUAAUGAUUGUUCAAUUUCUUUAACAGAAUUUAUUAUUUAUUUUUAUAUUCAACCUAUAAUUUGUUUUAUUGGAUUUAUAUUGAAUAUAUUGAAUGUGAUUAUAUUUUGUAGACCACAAUUUUCAGGAGCUGCUUAUGCUUAUAUGAUUGCAAUGUCAUUAGCUGAUGCAAUUACAUUAAUUAGUUAUAUGCCAUCUGGUUUGGUUAGGUAG